AGAAUUCACACGUGUAAUAUGAUCCACGCGUGCCAAAAUUGGAAGCAAAGCGGAUAAGGGGUUCUUCACUGGCCUUCCCUCCAUUUCUCCGAGUAACCGAGAGUGCAACCAUGGCGACGAGCUCUCAUCUUCUUCCUCAGGUUUUUCUCUAUCUCACUCGCAAACACGAGGCAUUGCAUAUGAUACCGAGAAACCCUACGCAGUCAUCGAAAAAUUUAGGGUUUUCUUCGGUUCUAUCAUGCGCACCUUCGAUGAAUUCUCGUCUAUCGUUUUCAAGGCUUUCUCUGAAUCACCACCCAAGCUCGAAACUCGGCUUCUCACUCGAUACUAGAGCGAGACGAGAGUUCAUCGUUAGAGCAGAAGAUAACACUGAAGGUGAAGCUGGUGAUGGUGCAGCUGAUACGGAAGGCAAUGCAGAAGAGGCGGUGGAAACUGGUGAAGCCAAACCUCAAAGGAAACCGAGAGUCAAGCUCGGAGACGUAAUGGGUAUACUGAACCAGAAAGCAAUUGAGGUAUCAGAGAAAGUGAGACCUGUUCCAGAAAUCAGGACAGGAGAUAUUGUUGAAAUCAAAUUGGAAGUUCCUGAGAACAGACGUAGGCUAUCUAUCUACAAAGGCAUAGUGAUGUCGAGACAAAACGCAGGCAUACACACUACCAUUCGUAUUCGGAGAAUCAUUGCUGGUAUUGGUGUUGAAAUCGUGUUUCCCAUAUACUCUCCCAACAUCAAAGAGAUAAAAGUGGUGAAUCACAGGAAAGUGAGAAGAGCAAGGCUUUACUACCUGAGGGACAAGCUUCCCCGUCUGUCCACUUUCAAGUGAACACCAUCAACUGUGAUGUGUUCGACCUCCAAAGGUAGUAAUCUUUCGCUCUGUGUUCUGUUCUUGUAAGAAUUGUUCCUUUCUUUUAUUUUCUUUUAAAAAUCUGUAACUCAUGGCAAGCACAUUCUUCUGAGAAAGUAAAUCAAUAUUAGUCGAGCUACCGGUUGGUGAAUGUAGACCUGGUCCUUGUUUGAUAAUGAUUUAUAUUCGACCUUUUUUAGGACUUAAG
This is a messenger RNA of Thlaspi arvense, 1047 nucleotides long. The record is from the annotation of a GenBank genome assembly. Lineage: Eukaryota; Viridiplantae; Streptophyta; Magnoliopsida; Brassicales; Brassicaceae.